AUGAAGCCAAAAAAAUCGCAUGUUAUUCAUGAAAACAUCACUCCUGAUAAAUAUGAUGUGAAUAAUUAUUGUAUGGCUUGUGGCUUUAGCUUCUCAAGCAGAAAGACGUUUGUCAGUCAUCUUGGCAACAAGCAUAAUAUUCGUUUAGGAAAAAAGGAGCCUGUCAAAAGUCCUGGUAUUAAACCUGAUCCAAACGACAUCCACAACUACUGUCGUUCAUGUGAUUUUACUUAUUCAACCAGAUCUAUAUUUCUAGUUCAUCUUCGAGCUGUGCAUAAAAUACAACUACCCCUCAAGAAACUCCUGAAAACCGAUAACAUUCUGCCCGGUAAAUAUGAUCCUAAUAACCAUUGUCUAGCAUGUGCAUCUACCUAUGGCACAAGAAAAAGCUAUAGAGUCUACCUUAGAAAAAUCUACCACAUUUAUUUUAACCAUCUACCUAACAAAGAUAUACAACCUGAUCCAAAUGACCCCAAUCAUUAUUGUCGUUCAUGCAAUCAAACUUUUGCUCGUAAAAAAGCGUACAAAAAACACAUUAGAAAUAUCCAUCAAACGUUUGAAUGA
This is a messenger RNA of Gilbertella persicaria, 564 nucleotides long. RefSeq lists its product as uncharacterized. Lineage: Eukaryota; Fungi; Mucoromycota; Mucoromycetes; Mucorales; Choanephoraceae. The coding region runs from base 1 to 564 and encodes 187 amino acids. The record is from RefSeq and is a predicted model, not a curated record. The transcript has a single exon.